Messenger RNA from Adineta steineri, 870 nucleotides. Lineage: Eukaryota; Metazoa; Rotifera; Eurotatoria; Adinetida; Adinetidae. The record is from the annotation of a GenBank genome assembly.
AUGGAAACACAGACCAUCAAUGCGUUUGAUAGGCAUCAUACAAUAUAUAAUAAUCGAACUUAUGUUCGUACAACAUAUUCAUCAACUAGAAAUCAAUUAUAUCAUCCUUAUUUAAAACCAUUACCAAUACCAUCCGUUAAUUUGUGUGAUUUUCUUUUAUAUGAAUCAAAAAUAGCUGAAGAUAUUGGAUCAGCUACAUCAUUAUCAUAUAUAAAUAAUGCUGAACAUUAUGAUAAUACAUAUUCACAUACAUAUGAUAAUCCAAUUGAAUGUUUUGAAAAUUAUAAUAUUAAACAAAGUUUAAUCGAUAUUCCACAAACUGAUGGAAAAUUAUCUGAUAAUAUUAAAGAUGAAACAGUGAACGAUGAUGAAAAAUCUUCUCAUAAUAAAUCAUCUAUUUUAUACUAUCUUGAAAAUAAACGAUUAGUUUUCUAUGCAUGUCUUAUCUCUCUUCUUUUAUUACUACUUAUUGGUAUGGGAAUAUUUCUACUCAAUAAAUUUAUUCGUCCGGUUGUUGUUACUACGACUGUGAAUAAUCAUUAUGAUAAAAUGAAUUUAUCAAAUACAUCACCAAUGUUAACAACAUCUCGAGCAAUAAUAACUCCAACUCUUAUUAAAAUCUUAACACAAUCAUCUACAACUAAAUCUGUAACAAUAAGUACUAUAGAAGUCGAUGGUUCACCAUUUUCAUAUUCGAUGUGUCCACCUGAACAUUGGGGUAUCGGAUGUAAAAAUAUCUGUAAACCAUGUGGACUUGGUGUAUGUCAUCCAGUUACAGGUAAAUGUAUAUGUCCAGAAGGCAUUUAUGGUGAAUACUGUGAUUUAUCGAAAGUCAACGAUAAACCAAAACGGGGCGAUAUGAUGAGCUAA